Messenger RNA from Phragmites australis (common reed), 1333 nucleotides. RefSeq lists its product as uncharacterized. Lineage: Eukaryota; Viridiplantae; Streptophyta; Magnoliopsida; Poales; Poaceae. The record is from RefSeq and is a predicted model, not a curated record. The transcript has 3 exons. Bases 113 to 976 code for a protein of 287 amino acids.
UUCCGUCUGCUCCUCUCCCCCCCCUGCCCACAACGCUAAGAAACCAAGAAACCCGCUCGCUCGCCACCGUCCGCCUCCGCUCCCGCAGCAGCAGCACCGGCGCGCGGCGGCGAUGGAGUUCUUCCCCGACGGGGACUACGUGCGGCUGCGGAGCAGCGUGCGCGGUAUGUACCUCCACGCCGACGAGGACGGGGCGGGCGUCUCCCUGAGCCCGCGCCGCGCCGCCCGCGCGACGCUGAACGCGGCGUGGCGGGUGGAGCGGAUCGUGCGCGACGGCACCACGUACGUCCUCCUCCAGGGCGCCGCCUACGGCCGGUACCUUGCGGCCUCGUUCGCGCCGGCGCCGCCCGGCCACCUCGGCCAACGCGUCCACGCGAGGGACCACGACGUGCCGGAGGUGGACGCCAUCAGGUGGAAGGCCGUGAGGGCGGAGGACGGGGACGAGGACGACAUCGUCUUGCGCCACGUCACCAACCGCCUCCUCCGCGCCAACGGCAGGUACCGCCCGUGGUACACUGGCGUCACCGUCGACGACUACGCCAACCUGUGCACGAUGAUGCAUUGGGUGGUCGAGGCCAUCCCACUGAGACCGCCGCCACUCCUUCUGCCGCCAUUUCUGCAGAAUCAAGGAGGCCACGGCGGCCUGUUCUGGCGGCGCGCCGAGCCCGUGGUAGAGUGGCGGCGGAUAAUCAGGUUCGUGCGGGCGGACGAUCUCGGGAACUUCAACCCCCUCGGCUGGGCCACGUUCCAAUUCAACGGCCGGUCCGUGUUCCUCCUGAGGAGCGAGCUGGGGCACCGUCUGAACGCAGCCUUCAUCUUCACCAUAACGGUGUGCGUGAAGCCCGGCUUCUACGGUCGGCUGACCCCUCUGCUGGGCAACCUUCCUUGCAGCGAGGAGCCCAUGGACAUCUUUGUCCUCAACACCGGGUCACAAGCUGCUGAGGAGUUGCGGUACCCAGAUGUUGAUGCGCCGUAGAGGAAUACAAGAGCAGGACUUCUGACAACAACAUCACAAUUCAUCUCCUCAGAAAUCAAAUGUAUUGCUGCUUCAGAUACAGGGACAUGAGAACUGGUUGUCCUUCUUGUUGUUCGGAUAGUUUCAGAAAACUCAGCAUAUCUUCUGUUCCUGGCAGUUAGGUUCGAUGCAUUCUCCUGACAGGAAGCUGAUUGUUUCGGUCUUUCAGUUUCAGACCUUUCAAACUGUUGAAAGCGUUAUGCGGAAAUGAUACUGAACGGUUUUACGCCGCGACAUUGGUUGCAGUUUCCAUAUUCAUCUGUACUGGGUGAUAAUAACAAUACAUGUUGCUUGUUUUCUCGGUACCUAGCUGCUGAA